GCCCUUGCUAAGGGGUGGUCGUGCGCUCUCCCGCGAUGCCGCAGUACGGCCUCUUUCGAUACAUCCGUGAAUUUUAGUGAAGUUUUAUUUUCAAAGACAUUUUUAUGUUAUUUGGAUUAUGCGUGCUCACAAAAUUGGCUGGAAACCUUAAUGAUUGUUACCGUCGAAUAUUCCUUUGACCCCAAUUUUCUUAUUAAUUUCACUUUGAAGAAGUUAUUUAUUGAUAAAAGAUUUUCGUUAAUAAAUCUUUUUAAAUUAAAUUUGUGAAGGUUCACUGGGCGGAAAGUAUUUAAUUUUAUCGAUGUUACUUUGUAAAUAAAAUUAGUCGGUAGUAUGAUGUAAAUAGCUGAAACUUAUAGUUUCGUGUCGUUACACCAACACCAAAUAUGUGAGUGAUAAUAGUGAUAAGUAAAUGAAUAUUGAAAAUGUUAGCUUGUGUGUGUCAACCAACGGAGACAGCGUUAUUAUUUAAAGGAGGACCACCAGUUGCUAUGGGGCCACUUGGUACACACAAAAUACGACAUAACCCUGUUGAUGCCAUGAAAGCCAUCAAACUAAUUCCUGCAGUCGUUCGACGCUCCAGCGAUGACGCUAAAGACAGUUCUCCGUCUCAUAACUCAUCGCCAUCCCUUAUAAGCUCUACAGGAAACUUACUCAAUCUGAGGAAAAUAGAACGAAAAGCUAAAUCAACGAAAAUCUUAGUAAACCCCGUGUGCUCCGAUAGCGUCAGCACAAGUGACGAUAGCAAUCGAUCCAAAAAUUCCAAGUGGAAUGGUAAGAAAAAACGACUCAAGUCUGAAGCCGCAAAGAACCACAAGAAAGACGAACGCAAACGUGAUAAAAAUGAUCCAAUUAGCAGGAGCGAUGGUAAAGAAGAUAAGAAAUCGAUAUCUUGUUUCAAAAUAAAAAGUUCUGAAGAUAAAUCACGUUCAGCCGAAGACAGAAAAUCUGGAAAAGAGAACUGUACAAAUGAAAACGCGAGUAACCUGAUGAGUACAGAAAAACCCGAUAUUAUAAACCACUCCAGGAAAAAUAGCAGGGAAAUUUUAGUAGAUGAAGGUACUAUGACCGAUCAGACGAUGUUAAGAAAUGACCAAUUGGAUACGGGAAAGACUGAUACUACUAUAGCAGUUAAGGAAAUGAAGUUGGGGGAAGGGGUGGAGCUGACUUUGGGCGAGUUGCGCGCGAUGGCGCUGCGCCAACAGCAGCAGAUCGACACGCAACACCAGCUGCUCUGCGCCAAGGAGCAGCGGCUGCGGUACCUCAAGCAGCAGGAGGCUAGGCAACACCAGGUGGCGGUCGAGGGCGAGCGGCUACGGCGGCUACGCGAGCGCGUAGAGGCGCAGGAGUUGAAGCUACGCCGGCUACGAGCGCUACGAGGACAGCUCGACAGAAACAAGCAAGCGAAUAUCGCAUUAACGAGUGACCUAGAAUCAAUACGAGCGCUUUUCAAUGAAAAAGAGAAAGAAUUAUCAGUGGCGGUGGCCAAGGUGGAGGAGCUGACGAGGCAGCUGGAGGAAUUGAGGAGAGGGAGAGUACAACCAGCGCCACCAUCAGCUCAUGAACUCGACAAGCUGCGACGGGAGUUAAUGUACCGCAACAAGCUGAAUGAACAGCAGAAUGGCAGGCUGUCGGCGCAGCGGGCAGCGCUGGGUGCGAGGCAGGAGGAGAUGCGAAGUAUCGACCGCCGGGUCUCAGAGCUGCAGGCUCGGCUGCUGAGGAAGAGGGCCCUGAACAGGCAGCUAGCGGCUGCUCAUCGACAGCCGCAGCAGCAGAGAACGACAAACCCCACGCCCAUGCAACAGUUACCCAGCUACUCAACUGGUAACAAUGUGGUAAAUAGUCAACCAAAGAACCAACAAGCCAGAGGAAAUGUUGCUGCCGUGGAACCCUACAAUCAUGUGCCCCAUGCCCAGAGCGUUAGUCAUAAUGCCAACUUCCAGGCAAUGAAGCAGAACGUAUUACAAAACAACGUGCCAUUAAAACAACACACACAAAGCGACAACAUACAGAGUCAUUUAACGCAGGAAGCGCAUUACUUGCAACAGAAACAAAUGAUUAAUCCGUUGUUCAACGGAUACACUCACUCGCAGGGGCUACAGGAAAACCAAUAUCCGGGGCAAUAUCCAAACAAACAUGAGAACUUUAGUCACGUACAACAAGGCAUCGGCAACGCCUACGACCAGAAGGCAAUGCUCGAUCAAAAACAAUACAUGGACUACCUAAAACAACCACAAUACAGUCCGAAUAGCACGAGCAGUUCGAAUAGCAACCAAACAAACAAAGAUCUGAAAAUUAACGAGCAAGAAUUCCUCCCAGAAUUUGCUGCGAGUAAGUCAGAUCCUAAAUAUCAAACGUUGCCUUACAAUACAAAAUUCCCACAAAGUACGAACGGGAAAUUAAAACCUGAAGUUAAUGGUAAAAACAACGAAAACCAAGAUGCGAAAAACGCGAUCAAUGUAAAUCACAUGACUGUACAUUCUACGCCACUUUCGGUUGUGAAUAAAAGUCUAGCGACACCUCUAAGUCAAACGGAAACUACAUAUCAGCAGGAAAACACAUAUCAGUUGCAAAAAUCUGACUCUUCUAGUAGAUGUAAUCAGGAAGGGAAGGAAAACCAGGCAUAUCCACAGAAUAGGCUAAGUCAGAAUAAUAGUCAGAACAAUGAAGCAAAAGGAAACGGGAAGAGCCAGCAGGCGUUAAAAGGCAGCUCACCAAGUUUGGGCUCUAGUACAACUACUGCUAGCAGUUCUAUUGGAUUUGGGAAACCUGUAUCGAGUGUUGCACCCACAUCAGUUCAGGUCUCAAGCGGGAAACCGUCACCCAUUUAUCAGACAUCCUCCACAAAGAUCCAACCGGUCCAGCCACAGACCGUUCAGACCCAAAGCAUCACUGUAUCAUCAUCAAAUCAUGUAGCUAGUAAUGUGGUGACCUCCCAACCCCAGAUCGUUAGGAACACGGCGUCAGGACUGUCCACCAGUACGGGAAGCUCGUUCACCGGCCAGAAUGCGUCGUCACAGAGUAUCUUGCUGUCACCACCUCAAAGUGCCAGCACGCCACUCUCAACGCCAGAUGUUAGCGGUACAGACAAAUCCCCUAAACCGGCCCUACCUCCAAAACCCACCAUCAAGACACCACCGAGACAGUCAGUGAACAACGAUGUUGGCUUCAACCAGUCUACUGACAACAUAACACCUAUGCCCACCAUACCCUUGCCUUCAGACUUAUCAAACGAUAGUGACCAACAAAACCAGAAAGACACAGUCAGUAGUACUAGUAGCAACGAAAUGAUCAUUAAGGCGCGCCCACUUACCAUAAGAAAACCACCGAUGAGUGAGCAGCCUAAGCUUAGAAACGUUAGUAGCACGAAGAAUGGAAUAAGUGUAAGCAUAAAUCGACGUAUAGAGAUGCCGCCAGCGUUUUUAUUCCCCGAAAUGGAUCACUUAGUCGAUUCCACGCCUAACGAAAACGGCCUAAAGGAUAAGAAACAGAAGGAUGAAGUUGAUAGAGCGCUAAAUAACAAUAAUAACAUAUCAAUAGGACAGGAUGAUAGUAAGGAUAUUGUUGUGUCAGAUAUUACGGAGCAGAUCAGUUCAGUAGACUUAAACGGUCAGGAUUCUCAGGGUACUGAGAAUGUUCUGAGGCGAAAGAAGGGUAACUUGAAGCAGGGAGGCAAAGCUCCGCUAGCCAGGCGGGUUAGUUUCGAUCCCCUCGCGCUGCUGUUGGAUGCUAGUUUAGAAGGCGAGUUGGAACUCGUUAAGAAAACGGCAACACAGGUGCAGAAUGCAAGCGCUGCAAAUGACGAAGGGAUCACUGCUCUACACAAUGCGAUCUGCGCUGGGCACUUCGAAAUCGUCAAAUUCCUAGUAGAGCUAGGUUGUGAUGUGAACGCUCAGGACUCCGAUGGCUGGACGCCACUACACUGUGCUGCGUCUUGCAACAACCUAGCUAUGGUCCGCUUCCUCGUCGAUAAUGGUGCGUGUAUAUUCGCAACGACGCUGUCUGACCAUGAGACGGCGGCCGAGAAGUGCGAAGAGGACGAGGAGGGGUUCGACGGAUGCUCGGAGUAUCUUUACAGUGUACAAGAAAAACUAGGCAUAAUGAACAACGGGCUGGUGUACGCGGUGUUCUCGUACGGCGCGGCGCGUAACGACGAGCUCUCGUUCGAGACCGGGGCGCGGCUGCAGGUGCUGCGCAAGGGAGACGACAAUGAAAGGGAGUGGUGGUGGUGCCGGGACGACCAGGCGACUGAGGGAUACGUGCCUAGGAACUUGCUUGGGUUAUAUCCACGAGUAACCACACAGCAAGAUUGAAGUCUUGAAAGAUGACCUGAUUAAUUUGUAAAUAUCUAUUAGUUACUUUUAUUUUUUAUGUAUUUAUAUCACUGUAAUCUAAAAGUAACGACGCUGUAUACAAUUUUAUCAAAUCUAAUAUUUUGUAAAUAUUUAACUGUAUAAGUCAAAUGAAUGAGAUUAUAUUGUACAUUUUAUAAAUAUUUUGAGUCAUCACUGAUAUUAUUGGUCAUAAAAUUUGUAUAUCUUAGUUCUGCAAAUGUUGUGAACUAAUUACACAUAAACUGACAAUACAAAUAAUUAUGAAGAAUUA
Molecule: messenger RNA, 4605 nt
Organism: Spodoptera frugiperda (fall armyworm)
Lineage: Eukaryota; Metazoa; Arthropoda; Insecta; Lepidoptera; Noctuidae
Gene: ASPP
Product: apoptosis-stimulating of p53 protein 1
Exons: 15
Coding region: 426-4313 (1295 amino acids)
Biological process (GO): regulation of apoptotic process
Cellular component (GO): nucleus
Molecular function (GO): p53 binding
Source: RefSeq, a predicted model, not a curated record